Messenger RNA from Aphanomyces astaci, 1510 nucleotides. RefSeq lists its product as hypothetical. The record is from RefSeq and is a predicted model, not a curated record. Gene Ontology annotation, cellular component: Cul4-RING E3 ubiquitin ligase complex. The transcript has 2 exons. Lineage: Eukaryota; Oomycota; Saprolegniomycetes; Saprolegniales; Verrucalvaceae. Gene Ontology annotation, biological process: proteasome-mediated ubiquitin-dependent protein catabolic process. Bases 53 to 1453 code for a protein of 466 amino acids. Gene Ontology annotation, molecular function: protein binding.
AAGAUAUUUCUUCGAAAGACUUCACAUUGACUGUAAUAAUAAGUUGGCAUCGAUGGCCGCGACAGAGUACUUCCCGCCGCUCGAUCGCAAACAGCGACGGGAGAUCCGCAAGGCGCGAAUAUGGGCAAGCAUCCUGGAGAGAAGCGACCUGUGUCUGUCCAUGGAACGCCAUCGAGUACACCAGCCGUUGCGAGGAUCCAAAGCUCGUGGUCUGCGAAGUCGCGGGUUGUUCGCCCUUCUUACACAGCGCGAACGGCGCGGGGAACUGCGCCCUGCCGAGCAUCUUGCCGUCAACGAAGCAUUUCUCCCCGUGGGGGAGAACGCGAACGUGUUUGAAGUGGACCACCACGACGAACGAUUGUACUGUGGCGGGUUCAGUCCCGAUGGCGAAACGUUCUUGGUCGCAGGACAAAGCGAAGAAGUGCACAUCUACGACACCAACACGUGGAAGCGCGUGGAUGCAUAUCCUGUACGCGAUAUCCGGUGGACAGUCACUGAUGCGCACUUCACGCCGGACGCGAAGGGGGUCUUAUACUCGUCGAUCACGAGCAUGGUCCGCAUGGUGAUGCAGGGAGGCAAGGAAUGUGCAUUCGAUCUCGCCAAGACAGCUCGGUCGUCGUCUACGGGUAGGUCGAUGACCCAGCGCCGUCGGGACUUCGGCGUGUGGAGUCUUGGCGUGAACGCGGCCGGCACCGAGUUCCUCGCAGGCACGUCCAACAACACCGUCGUGUUGCACGACAUGACGACCAACACGUCCGUGUGCCACCUGGCGGGCCACGAUGACCACGUGAACGCGAUCACGUUCGUGGACGGUCCGCAGUCGUCCAACGUGUUUGUGAGCGGGUCGGACGACUGCCUGAUCAAGCUGUGGGACCGCCGGAUGAUGUCUGAGUCGAACGCGCGGCCCCAAGGGGUGUUUGUCGGCCACACGGAUGGCAUCACGCACAUGAGUUCCCGCGACGACGGGUUCUACUUUGUCUCGAACGCCAAGGACCAAUCCGCCAAGCUGUGGGACCUUCGCAAGUGCGUGACCGACGAAGCCAAGGUACAACACCUGCCGCGCCAGUUCCAGUGGGACUACCGCUUUGAAGAGUACCCCGGCAACUACGAAGGCGAGGUCGCCGACGCCCACCCGCAGGACCAGUCCGUCAUGACGUACCGAGGCCACGCCGUCAAGCAGACGCUGAUCCGCGCGUACUUUUCGCCGCAGCACUCGACUGGACAGCGCUACAUCUACUCUGGCUCGGCGGACGGCGAAGUCGUCAUCUACGACGUGCUCUCGGCCAACGUCGUCGACCGACUCGAGCUCAUGUCCCAGGGCGUCACCCGCGACGUGCGGUGGCACCCGUUCAAACCCAUGAUCGUGUCGCCAGACUUUUACGGCAAACUCUGCGUGUGGCAAAAGGAACCACUGGGACAUACCGUCCACGACGACGACGACGACGAGGAAUAGGACAGUUGUACGAAAUAGUUAGGUAUUAAUAUUAAUACUAUUCAUACAUAUAUAUAU